Molecule: messenger RNA, 2028 nt
Organism: Pecten maximus
Lineage: Eukaryota; Metazoa; Mollusca; Bivalvia; Pectinida; Pectinidae
Product: replication factor C subunit 4-like
Exons: 14
Coding region: 407-1492 (361 amino acids)
Biological process (GO): DNA-templated DNA replication; DNA repair
Cellular component (GO): DNA replication factor C complex; nucleus
Molecular function (GO): ATP hydrolysis activity; DNA binding; DNA clamp loader activity
Source: RefSeq, a predicted model, not a curated record
UAUCUCGGGGAAUGGCAGGAAAAUCUUCUCUUGACAACGUUACAAAGAGGAACAUGGCAGAGGAAAGCAAACAGACUGAGCCGCUCUAAGAAGAACAAUGGAGAAAGAAACCAAGACAACACGAUUUUGUCUGAUCUGUAAUUACGUCAGCCGAAUCAUAGAGCCCAUCGCUUCCAGGUGUGCCAAGUUCCGUUUUAAACCAUUGUCGGAGGAUACGCUGACAAAGAGGUUAAAGGGCAUCUGUGACAAGGAAAGCAUCAGCUGCGAUGACGAGAACAUCUGAAGGAGAUUUGAGAAAGGCUAUCACAUAUCUACAAAGUGCUUCAAGGCUUAAAACAGAGGAAACUAUUACAGAAGCUGACGUCAACGAAAUAGCAGGGAAUACUGUACGAGAAAGAAAGGCAGUAUGCAUGCAUUUUUGAAAGGAGGCAGUGCUGCUUUAGAAAGAGCCAAGGAGAAAUCAGCUUCUUCCAGUGCUGAUAAAGAAGAACAAUCUAAAAAGACCAGACAGGUUCCGUGGGUUGAAAAAUACCGACCUCGGAGUGUGGAUGACGUAGCUUACCAAGAUGAAGUAGUGGCGGUCCUUAAGAAGUCUUUACAGUGUUCUGAUCUGCCGAACCUCCUUUUCUAUGGUCCCCCUGGUACAGGUAAAACUUCAACUAUUCUUGCUGCUGCCAGAGAUUUGUUUGGGCCAGAAAUGUUCAAAAAUAGAGUUUUGGAGUUGAAUGCUUCUGACGAGAGAGGAAUUGGCGUGGUUCGAGAUAAGGUGAAGAGGUUUUCACAGCAAACAGCCAGCGGUACACGACCAGAUGGCAAACCGUGCCCGCCAUUUAAAAUCAUUAUCCUGGAUGAAGCUGAUUCCAUGACUUCUCCUGCACAGGCCGCUCUAAGAAGAACAAUGGAGAAAGAAACCAAGACAACACGAUUUUGUCUGAUUUGUAAUUACGUCAGCCGUAUCAUAGAGCCUAUCGCUUCCAGGUGUGCCAAGUUCCGUUUUAAACCAUUGUCGGAGGAUACGCUGACAAAGAGGUUAAAGGGCAUCUGUGACAAGGAAAGCAUCAGCUGCGAUGACGAGGGGAUCAAGGCUCUGCUAAGAACAUCCGAAGGAGAUUUGAGAAAGGCUAUCACAUAUCUACAAAGUGCUUCAAGGCUUAAAACAGAGGAAACUAUUACAGAGGCUGACAUCAACGAAAUAGCAGGGGUUGUUCCUGACCAGACCUUGGACGACUUGAUCGUAGUGUGUAGCUCGGACUCGUACGAGAAACUGGACGCGGACAUACAGGGUCUGAUUAAUGACGGUCACUCCGCCUCACAGGUCAUCACACAGAUGCAUGAGAAACUGAUAGAAAAGGAAGACCUAUCUGACAAACAGAAGGCAGUUAUCUUUGAAAAGCUGGCGGUUGUUGACAAAUGUUUAAUGGACGGAGCUGAUGAGUAUCUACAGUUGAUGGCUCUCUUUACAACAAUCAUGCACCAAGUCUGUCACGGAUGACCUUGCUUAUUUGACGUGUAACGGACAAUUCCACAGUGACAAAGUCUGUCACGGAUGACCUGGCUUAUGUGACGUGUAACGGACAAUUCCACAGUGACAAAGUCUGUCAUGGAUGACAUGACGUAUGUUACGUGUAACCGACGAUUCCACAGUGACAAAGUUCGUCGCGGAUGACGACGUAUGUGAUGUGUAAUGUACAAUUCCACAGCGAUAGACUGGAAACUUUCUAUAUUGAGGCUAGUUGUAAAGAACAUGGACAGAAACUGCCUCUCUGCAUGUUAUGUUGCUUUAGAAUGGCCACACCCAGUGGUUUAUUUAGUGGAAUGUUGUUAUGUUGAAAAUCACUGGAUUAUAAAUGUUUUAACAAAUUUAAUGAGAUAUGUACAGAUUUAAUGUGACAACUGAAGUAUGUCCAUUAAUCAAAAAUUACAUUUUCACAGAUAGCAGAGCCGGUAUGUAACAGCGAAUGUUUCGUAAAUAACAUGCCAUGAUUAUUUUGGAAAAAAAAAUAGUAUGCGGUAAACAACUGUUUUAUG